Vombatus ursinus (common wombat) is the source of this 3237-nucleotide messenger RNA. RefSeq names its product nuclear receptor subfamily 3 group C member 1 (gene NR3C1). Lineage: Eukaryota; Metazoa; Chordata; Mammalia; Diprotodontia; Vombatidae. Gene Ontology annotation, biological process: nuclear receptor-mediated glucocorticoid signaling pathway; regulation of DNA-templated transcription. Gene Ontology annotation, cellular component: nucleus. The transcript has 9 exons. Gene Ontology annotation, molecular function: zinc ion binding; sequence-specific DNA binding; nuclear glucocorticoid receptor activity. The record is from RefSeq and is a predicted model, not a curated record. Bases 234 to 2552 code for a protein of 772 amino acids.
GACCCGAAGAGGGGCCGAGGACAGUUCUUGGCGGUGCGGGAAAGGGGCGAGACUUUUUACAUAGGGGUUCUCCCCCUUUUCCCCCAUGGAAAAGGGGGCGGCUGUUUACUUCCUUUUUUUAGAAAAACAUUUUUUCCUCCUUCUUUCACACGCUAAGUUGUUUAUUUCGACAGCGGUGGGAGCUGUGGAAGGUGGCGGGAGAACCGGACCCCUGGAGGAGCUGGUAUUAACCGAUGGACUCAAAAGAAUCUUUAAGUACCUCUCGUGGAGAAGAAACCACCAAAAGUAUACAUGGUCGAAGCAGAGGAAAUGUAAUGGACUAUUAUAAAGCCAUAAGGGGUGGAGCUCCUGUGAAGAUUCCUGCAUCUUCAUCCUCAGUGGCUGCUGCUUCUCAGUCUGACUCUAAGCAGCAACCUCUUUUGGGUGACUAUUCUAAAGUAUCAGCAAGCAGUGCACAGCAGCCAGACCUCUCCAAGGCGGUCUCGCUAUCAAUGGGACUCUACAUGGGUGAUACAGAUUCAAAAGUGAUGGGAAAUGAUCUGGUAUUUCCUCAACAGGGCCAAAUUGGUGUUUCUUCUGGUGAAACAGAUUUUAGGCUUCUUGAAGAGAGCAUCGCAAGCCUCAGUAAGUCAUCCAGGGUGUCCAAAAGCCCCAAGAGUUCAGCAUCUUCUGCUGCAGACAAUGAAUUUCCAACAACAUCUAAUUUCGAUAAAACUUUAGAAAAGCCAACUCUAAAAAAGGCCUUGCCUGGCACUAAUGAUGGCAGUACAAAAUUGUAUACUGAAGACCAAAGUACUUUUGAUAUUUUACAGGAUUUGGAAUUGCCCUCUGGGUCCCCAAGUAAGGAGGCAAAUGAGAGCCCUUGGAGAUUAGACCCCUUGCUAGAUGAAAACUGUUUGCUUUCUCCUUUGGCAACAGAUGAGUCAUUUCUUUUAGAAGGAAAUGCAGAUGAAGACUGCAAGCCUCUUAUUUUGCCGGACACUAAGCCUAAAAUUACUGAGCAGGGGGGACUGAUUUUGCCCAGUUCUAAUAUGCCAUUGCCUCAAGUGAAAACAGAAAAGGAAGAUUUUAUUGAACUUUGUACUCCUGGGGUAAUUAAACAGGAGAAACUGGGCCCAGUUUACUGUCAAGGAAGUUUUUCUGGGGCAAAUAUAAUUGGUAACAAGAUGUCUGCCAUUUCUGUUCAUGGUGUGAGUACCUCUGGGGGACAGAUGUACCACUACGACUUGAAUACUUCGUCUGUUUCUCAGCAGCAGGAUCACAAGCCUGUAUUUAAUGUCAUUCCACCCAUUCCUGUUGGUUCAGAAAAUUGGAAUAGGUGCCAGGGAUCUGGAGAUGACAACUUGACUUCCUUGGGAACUCUAAAUUUCACUAAUAGAUCUGUUUUUUCUAAUGGAUAUUCAAGCCCUGGAAUGAGACCAGAUGUGAGCUCUUCUCCAUCCAGUUCCUCCACAACAGUGGGACCACCCCCCAAACUCUGCCUCGUUUGCUCCGAUGAGGCUUCAGGAUGUCAUUAUGGUGUCCUAACGUGUGGAAGCUGUAAAGUGUUCUUCAAAAGAGCAGUGGAAGGGCAGCACAAUUAUCUUUGUGCUGGAAGAAAUGAUUGUAUCAUUGAUAAAAUUCGAAGAAAAAACUGCCCAGCAUGUCGUUACCGAAAAUGUCUCCAAGCUGGAAUGAACCUAGAAGCUCGAAAGACAAAGAAGAAAAUUAAAGGAAUUCAGCAACCCAAUCCAACAGCAACAAGAGAGAAUUCUGAAAGUCCUGUCAACAAAACAAUGGUUCCUGCAUCAUUGCCACAGCUCACACCAACACUCGUGUCACUGCUGGAGGUCAUUGAGCCAGAGGUGUUAUAUUCAGGAUAUGAUAGUUCGAUACCUGAUAGCACUUGGAGGAUCAUGUCGACACUUAACAUGUUAGGAGGACGGCAAGUGAUUGCAGCAGUGAAAUGGGCAAAGGCAAUACCAGGUUUCAGAAACUUACACCUGGAUGACCAAAUGACCCUGCUGCAGUACUCCUGGAUGUUCCUGAUGUCUUUUGCACUAGGAUGGAGAUCAUACAAACAAUCGAGUGGCAGCCUGCUGUGUUUCGCUCCUGAUCUGGUUAUUAAUGAGCAAAGGAUGAAUUUACCCUGCAUGUAUGACCAAUGUAAACAUAUGCUACUUGUGUCCAGUGAAUUACAAAGGCUUCAGGUUUCUUAUGAAGAAUAUCUCUGCAUGAAAACCUUAUUACUUCUCUCUUCAGUUCCCAAGGAAGGUUUGAAGAGCCAGUCACUCUUUGAUGAGAUUAGAAUGACUUACAUCAAAGAGCUGGGGAAAGCCAUAGUCAAGAGGGAAGGAAACUCAAGUCAGAACUGGCAGCGAUUUUAUCAGCUGACUAAACUUCUGGACUCCAUGCAUGAGAUAGUUGAAAACCUUCUGAACUAUUGCUUCCAAACAUUUUUGGAUAAGACCAUGAGCAUCGAGUUCCCGGAGAUGUUGGCUGAAAUCAUCAGCAAUCAGAUACCAAAAUACUCAAAUGGAAAUAUCAAAAAACUCCUCUUUCAUCAGAAGUGACUGCCUUAAUACAAAAGGUUGCCUUAAAGAAAAGUCAGAUUUAUAGCUUUCAUCAUACAGACUUACAGACUGGUUCACUUCUGUCCUCGUGGUGGCGUUUCUUCUGCAAUUAUGCACUACAUGUGGUUUCUAGAGGGCCAAGACUUGGACAUGAACACAGUUGCUUUGAAGCAACAGGAGCAGUAGGGAGAAAGGAAGUGAAAUAAGUCAUUUUGGACAUCCUGGAAAUCAGACACGUCAUCCUGGGAAGGAACUUCUCAGUGGAUAGAAAAUGGCACCCCAACUCCCGCUGCCAGGAAUCUGCAUCAUGAACAUUCUACUAGUGAUUUUCCACAGUUGGUUGGAUAAGUGUUUUCUGGGACUUUUUUUGGUCAUGUUUUUCUUUUUUCUUUUUUUUUUUUCUUCCCUUCUCUCCCUGUAUAGUUAAGAUAGCCUUUUGAUUUAUGCAUGGUAACCCAAAAAAGUUUACAAAUGUAUGCCAGAAAAGGGAAGUUGUGCCUUUUAUAGCUAUAACUGUCUGGUUUUAGCAAUUUCCUUUACCUUUAUAUCCAGUGAACUAGGCCUGCCCAUUUUUCUUACAUCAUUUUUGUAUUCGAGUUGCCUGUUGUACAGCUGUCUGUUUCAGGUGGCAUCCGGUUCACGGCUUUGCUAAAUAAAUGCGAACCAUUGUUCUUCUGUGUGAAAA